UGUAUUUCUCCCAUUUUUCCCCUCCAUUUGACAGCUCUAACCAACAUAACGUCAGCCUUCCAGCUUCUAAAUUUGUAUGCUGUGUCGUUUACUCGGCAACGAGUUCUCCGACACUCUGAAAGAGAUCACGAGUUAUAGGCGUGUGAUCCCAGGACAACAAACGACGCUUUGUCCUCAUUUGUGGUGUCCCAACUCUCUACCUGCUCAACAUUUGUUUGUAUACACGCACACUCAAGAGAAUUGAGAUCGGGGGGACAACUUAUUGGAGAAACAACAUCUGGGCCAAAACUCAUCGCAAACGGAUUCUAGUGUCAAUUCGAUUCAAUGGCGACAACGAACGCUUCACGUGAAGAUGGGGAGGAAGUUGCCAAUGAGCGAUCCCCGUUGUUGAGCAAUCACGAUGUUCCGGAAGUGGAUGUACGGGUCUACAAGAUGCGAUGGUACAUUCUGGUGGUAUUUUCCUUACUGGGCAUUUACCAGGGCAUGGUGUGGAACACUUUUGGACCCAUUUCGUCGUCUGUUUUGGCUGUGUUUUGUCCGGAAUGGACCGAUGCCACUCUUGCCUUGUACGGGAAUUGGGGUAAUAUCAUGUACAUAAUCCCCGUCAUUCCGGUCAUGUGGUUCUUUGUGAAUAAAGGUCUUCGGGCGUCCAUGGUCCUCACAUCCUCGCUUAUGCUCAUUGGAACAAUGUUAAGAGUCUUCCCUGUCAAAGUCAGCGUUUUCACCGUAAUGUGCCAUAUUUGUGCCAUUUUGAACGGCAUCGCCGGGAUCGUCAUCUUCUCCGCUCCAUCUGCGGUGUCAUCGGCUUGGUUUCCGCCCGAGGAACGGACCACGGCCACGGGCGUGGCCAUUGUCUUCAAUAACUUGGGCAAUGCCGUUUCGUUCCUCUUGGGUCCGGCUAUUGUCCCAGGAACCAAUGGAACACAUUGGCAUAACGCAAGCGCAUCCCUGGCUUUAGAGGAGGUGCUUGGUCAGGAGAGCAACAAUUCAUGCCCAGUUGUGCCUGAAGGCGAAGCGGAGAAAAUGGAACAAGGUGUGGCACACCUCAUGUAUUUAGAGUUUGGCAUGGUGGCUGCUUGCUUUCUGGCCAUCUUGAUCUAUUUCCCGUCCAAACCUAAACAUCCCCCAAGUUUAACAUCGGCCAUGGAACGCAUGGAAUUCGGUCCCGGGCUGAAGAAGAUAUGCACAAACCGCAAUGCCUUACUGAUGACCCUGAGCUUCAGCCUGUUUAAUGGCUUGAUUGCCUCUUGGUAUUCCGUCAUGAACAUCACAUUCGAACCCUUGCCAUUGGGCAAUGCAGAUGAUAAAGACAGGAUUAUCGGUUAUAUCGGGCUGUGGGCCAUCGUUGGGAACAGCGUGUCCGCCAUUCUCGUGUCUCGCAUGGUCGAUUCUAUUCGAGGUCGGAUGAAAUUGACCUUGUUGGUCUUGAUGAGCCUCGGCAUUCUAUGCUGGAUUUGGUUAGGCCUGCUUUGCCUCCGAGUCAUCCCGUUCUCAUUGAUUCAACUGUACGUAUCCACCAUUGCGGCUAGUGCCCUCACUUACUCCACGGGACCGAUCUUCUUUGAAUUCACUGUGGAGCUCGUCUAUCCCGUACCUGAAGGCAUUGUGGGCGGAUUUCUCACCACGGUUUACAACUCGAUUGGAAUGAUCUUUCUCUUCCUAUUUUACGUGCCACAAAUUGCCAUUCAUCCACAUUGGAUACCAUAUGCCAUCAUGGGGUCGACGGUGAUUUCGUUUCCGUUGAUGCUACUUGUUCAAGAGCAAUACAAUCGAGCUUCGUUGGACCUUGCCAUAUAGCAUACGCUUCUCACAAUUUUUUAAUUAAUACCGACAAGCCGUCCAAUACAUUCAUGCAUUUGUCUACCGUCGAGAAAA
This is a messenger RNA of Tigriopus californicus, 1875 nucleotides long. RefSeq names its product solute carrier family 49 member 4 homolog. Bases 325 to 1797 code for a protein of 490 amino acids. The record is from RefSeq and is a predicted model, not a curated record. Gene Ontology annotation, biological process: transmembrane transport. NCBI's taxonomy places the organism in Eukaryota, Metazoa, Arthropoda, Copepoda, Harpacticoida, Harpacticidae. Gene Ontology annotation, molecular function: transmembrane transporter activity. The transcript is spliced from 9 exons. Gene Ontology annotation, cellular component: membrane; intracellular membrane-bounded organelle.